AUGGAUGAAGAGAAUGACUGUAAUAUUACGGUGCCAGCGGUGGACGAGCUAAGAUUAUCAUCAUUAUCAUCAGAGAUUCAAAUAGCUGAUACAAUGGAUGAAAUUGAAACUAUGAAUGAUAACGAUGAUGAAUCGAUUACACCAUCACAACUUGUCAAAGAAAUUACAAUUGCAUGGCAAAAUGAAAUUUGUGCACCGCGAUUAUUGCCACAUAUUGAAACUGUUGUUGAUUUAAUGAUUGAUCAACUAGAAUCCAUGGAAGAGAAUUUUAGCAAAUGCAAGGAUCAUACUUCAUUGAAAAUUAUUCUGCAUAAGAUGGAAGUACAACGCUUAGCUUACAUAAUUAAUGAGUAUAUUAGAGCACGAUUAAAAAAGAUUGAAAAGGAUGUUGAAGUAUUACAGAAUGAAGAUAAUGAAAGAGAAAAGACAAAUACGCCACGUUUGCUUAGUUCAGCUGAAAGGGUUUUUGCUGAGCGUUAUGAGCUUAUCAAACGUCAUUUAUUGGAAGCGAAUUUUCUGGAACGAAUACCACCAGCGCUACAACGUCUUCCAACUACAGCACUUGAUAUGUCUGCUGAACGGGUAAUUGUCGAAGUGACUAAUGAUCAGCAGGAACAGGUAAUAAUUCCUGAAAUGACUGAUAUAUUAUCAGAUCGAACUAUUGAUUUGCCACCCGGUUCUAUUCAUUUCAUUCCGUAUCCAUCUAUAGCUAAUCUUCUAGAAGCCAACAAAGUUCGUUUACUAUAG
Brugia malayi is the source of this 747-nucleotide messenger RNA. RefSeq names its product Stress-activated protein kinase jnk-1, putative (gene Bma-sld-5). Lineage: Eukaryota; Metazoa; Nematoda; Chromadorea; Rhabditida; Onchocercidae. Gene Ontology annotation, cellular component: GINS complex. Gene Ontology annotation, biological process: DNA-templated DNA replication; double-strand break repair via break-induced replication. The transcript is spliced from 4 exons. The record is from RefSeq and is a predicted model, not a curated record. Bases 1 to 747 code for a protein of 248 amino acids.